Messenger RNA from Limulus polyphemus (Atlantic horseshoe crab), 3564 nucleotides. RefSeq names its product octopamine receptor beta-2R-like. Lineage: Eukaryota; Metazoa; Arthropoda; Merostomata; Xiphosura; Limulidae. Gene Ontology annotation, biological process: adenylate cyclase-activating adrenergic receptor signaling pathway. The coding region runs from base 712 to 1941 and encodes 409 amino acids. The transcript is spliced from 2 exons. Gene Ontology annotation, molecular function: octopamine receptor activity. The record is from RefSeq and is a predicted model, not a curated record. Gene Ontology annotation, cellular component: membrane.
UCAAAAUUUAUAAAUCAUCGAACAUCUUUUAAUAUAGGUCAGUUGGCUUAUAAUGGUAGUUUCUGAGCUAAUUAUUAAUUUUUCAACAGAUACUGCAACAUAUGUAACGUUUUUUGGUUUUAUCUUGCUCCUGCCUUCUCAACCUUUACGAAUGUAUAUGAUCCCUCAGGUUGUACUAAAUGGUUUCCAUAAAUUUUAAAACUGAAAGUCAAAAUAAAUAAAUCCUUCUUUGUUUAUGUUUAUAAAAUAAAUGUUUGCGCGUAACUCACACAUCUGAUUUCCGUCAAAACAUUUUAUGAAGCUAGGAUAUAUAUAUAGUGAAACAGGAUAGUAUACGACAUAUUGGUAUUUAUGUUACCAGCAAUUUCUUGAUUUCGAACAUUUUUUUCAUCUAUGUUAUUUGAAAUCGAUAUUAAAGGAACUGCGCUUAUAUAUUUCUUCUUUAUAAUCGUUUUCUCUAACUUUUUCGACUCGAGCUCAUAAUGACGCCGGUCCUGUACCGUACGAGGGGGCGCUCUACUACAGCUUGCCAGCUGCCCAGACCGCAUGCGUCACUACUCCUGGAGCAUCAGAAGUCUCGUGCAGUGUCUCAUUCAGGAAUCUGCCAGCAGCACAAACAGGUCAUUUGUCAGCUGCCGGUGUAACUUGCGGGACUGUGGGCUUCAAACCAUAUUACAUAAAGCAUGAACUACUGACGGAUCAGGACUCAGUAUGACGGAAACUGUUCUUGUUGCCGAUCCAAGUCGGGAGAACCAUACUUUGUCACCUGAAGUGUCAAACGUAAGCGUGACGGGGCUGACAGAACAGCCGGAAUCAUGGGAGAAUGUUGUUUCUGUAGUAAUUAAAACGUGUGUUAUGUGUAUAAUCAUGGUUGCUGCGGUGUCUGGGAACUCACUUGUGAUUGUUAGCGUAUUCCGACAUCACAAACUCCGGAUCACCACAAACUAUUUCAUCAUGUCCUUGGCUUUCGCCGAUACUCUAGUUGCUCUCCUGGCCAUGACUUUCAAUGCUAGUAUUAAGAUUGCAGGACGUUGGGCUUUUGAUCAGACUACAUGCGAUAUUUGGAACUCUUGCGACGUACUUUUCAGCACAGCGUCCAUCAUGCAUCUCUGCUGUAUCAGUGUGGACCGGUACUACGCUAUAAUCAGACCAUUAGAGUACCCAACCAAGAUAACCAAUAGAACUGUAGCUAUCAUGCUAGCUUGUGUGUGGGUGUCCUCCGCACUGAUUUCCUUCAUUCCCAUCUUCCUGGGAUGGUACACCACGUCAGAUCACAUGGAGUACCGUAAGCUGCAUCCUGAAGCAUGUGACUUCGUAGUCAAUAAACCUUAUGCUAUCAUCUCUUCCAGCGUUUCGUUUUGGAUCCCAUGUUUCAUAAUGCUCUUCACUUACUGGAAGAUCUAUUUGGAGGCUAACAGACAAGAACGGAUGAUCUAUCGUUCUCAGCUGGGACCAGAAAUGUUGCCGCCCCCUGUUAACACUCGGGCAAGCACUGAUCAAACUUCCCUCAGUCUGCAAGCAAACCAUAACCACCACCUUCACAGGAACUCACAGUGUGAUGAUCCUGAAAGCGGUCACUCAACCCCAACCAGAAGGAACAUUAGCAGGAUGAAGAGGGAACACAAGGCGGCUAAAACAUUAGGAAUAAUCAUGGGAGCCUUCAUCUUGUGUUGGCUACCGUUCUUCUUAUGGUAUGUGACUACAACCAUGUGUGGAGAGGCCUGUUCAUGCCCGGAUAUUGUAGUGGAUAUUGUCUUCUGGAUAGGCUACUUUAACUCUUCACUCAAUCCUGUCAUCUAUGCUUACUUCAAUCGUGACUUUCGAGAAGCCUUCAAAGAUACCCUAUACGCAGUCUUCUGUGCGUGUUUCCGGUCAGAAUGGAAGGCCAAACAGAGGCAAAACAACGCCAUACAAUUUAACUGCACAUAUAGGUCAUCGUAGAACAAUGUGCGACAGAAGAGAGAUACUUUCGUCUCCAGUGGUCAAUAAAUUUUCUAGGACCUUAUUCGAAACCGAAAGCAGUCUGCUCGAAAUUAUUCCCAGGUAUGUGCGAAUGUAUAUUGUGAGUGGAACGUCUUUCAAAUGGAUAAACUGAUGAACCUUCGACGAUGACCGAUUUGCUCGAAAGCAGUCCCUGAUGUUUAAUAAUAGAGAGCAGAACAUCCUUCUAGCGAAUUAACCCAUGAACCCAAGAUGAUACAUUCCAAUUGAUCUCAUUUAGACAAAUUUGGUAAUAUCCUCAUUGAAGUAGCAUGAAGAUGGAGGGUCAACAAUAACUUCUCACCAAUCACUUACGUUACAAUGUGUAUUCAAGUCUCAACAAUAUAAUCAUGCUGAUUUCGCAGGUGGAUAUUUAUUUCUCCUCAUUAACUUAAUUGGUGACGCUUGAAUAGUGUAUUCAACUACAAACAUUUUAAUCGUGCUGAAUUUCAAUGGUGGAUAUUAAUAGUAACUGCCUUUACGUCUAACUGGUGUUAUUUCAGUUAUGAAAUAUUACUGAUUUUAAAGGUGGAGAUCCACAAUCGGUUUCUCAACAAAAUCACUGGUGUCAGAUAAAAAAUAUAUCUUAUUGAACAACUGAAUCAAACUUUGCCAGCCGAGGCUUAACUUUUUUCUCUCAUCGACAUCUCUGGUGUUAGUUGAACAACUUAUUCAUUUUGAUUUAAGUUGUGAAGGUACAACCGUGUUUUUACUAUUCAGCUCACUAGUGUUAUUUCAACAAUAUGUUCAAAUUAAACAAUGUAAUCAUACCGGUAUUACAAAUCUUACUUGGUUAAUGAAUGUUUACUGGUAUCAAUUUAUCAGUUAAACUGGUAAAUGCUGAUUUUUAGUUUUCUGCUAAUUCAAAUGUUGAAUGGUCGACAAUUAUAUGAUCCCAACAUUUAAAACGCCACAUCGUCGUCACUGAUUAAUUAAGUCUAGAAUAAUCCUUGAGGAGGAGCAAUUGGAACCAAACGUUAUGCUCAUGCUAUAACACCAAGUUUAGUAAAUAGAUCUCAGCGUUAUUCGAUAUACCGUGGAAAUAACACAAGCAAAUAUACUGUCUCCAUGCGUGAUGCUGAAUAUGACAAUCAAACAUAACCAACAGCUUAAUCGAUUAAGAAAAGCAAAAACAUUAACAAUUAUGAAACAGCAAAUACUCUAACUGUGUCGAGGUAAAUUAAUCAACUUUUCUUUGUGUGACAUAUAUGAGAGCCAGUAAAGUUUCCCAUAUGAGAAUAGCACCUUACUUAGUCCUAAUAUUUUUUUAAAGAAAAGAAACGUACUCUGAACUCAGUGUUGUUUUGAGAUAAUGUAUCGUGGAAAAAUUAACAACCAGGAUAGCUGAUGCUUCAAAAUAGGACUUUGUUAUUUCCUCUAAUCAAAGAACAAUCAGAAAUUGGAAAUCAACCACUAUUCUAGUUAUUGAAGACUAUUUAAUGUAAUAUUCAUGUGGAGAGAUGAAUACUUGGAAUGUUUGUCACCAAAAUGUAACUUCGUAAAAGAUAUCUUUUAUCUUCCUUAGUAUUUCUUUUUUCUCCAGAAAGUUAACUGAUAAUUUUCACAUCAACACAUGAAUGUAAG